Erigeron canadensis is the source of this 1002-nucleotide messenger RNA. Its product is annotated as germin-like protein 5-1. Gene Ontology annotation, biological process: plasmodesmata-mediated intercellular transport; regulation of root development. The transcript has 2 exons. Bases 174 to 839 code for a protein of 221 amino acids. Gene Ontology annotation, molecular function: manganese ion binding. Gene Ontology annotation, cellular component: plasmodesma; cell wall. Lineage: Eukaryota; Viridiplantae; Streptophyta; Magnoliopsida; Asterales; Asteraceae. The record is from RefSeq and is a predicted model, not a curated record.
AAUAUUCUCCUGUCUUAACAUAAUUAUUACACCUAUCAAGUUAUAAAGUGAAAAGGGCUAGCGUAUUAUUGUAUAUAUACCAACUAUUUCCUUAUUCAGCUGAAUCAGCUCUGUUAAUUUAGAUUUAUUUUUUCCAUAUUUAGCUAAAAAGAGUGAGUAGUCUAGUUUCUCCAAUGGCUGCAAGAAGAGAUUAUUAUGGAUUGGUAAUGAUUGGAAUGAUGAUGGCCAUCUUUUUGGCUUCUUUUGUCUCUGCUGAUCCUGAAUUGCUUCAAGAUGUUUGUGUUGCAGAUCUUGCUUCAGGUGUAAAAAUGAAUGGAUUCGCCUGCAAAAGCAACAUAUCAGCAAAUGAUUUUUUCUUUGCCGGUUUAGCAAAACCUGCUAGCACCAACAACACAUUCGGCGCAACGGUUACACCAGCCUCAGUCACCCAAAUCAAUGGGCUAAACACCUUGGGCGUGUCCAUGGCUCGCAUUGAUUAUGCACCAGGGGGCACUAACCCACCACACACCCACCCAAGAGCCACUGAAAUCGUGUUUGUACUUGAAGGAGAAUUGGAUGUCGGAUUCAUUACCACAGAAAACAAACUCUUUUCCAAGACUAUCAAGAAAGGUGAAAUAUUCACAUUCCCAAGAGGCUUAAUUCACUUUCAGAUAAACAAAGGAAAAGUUCCUGCCGCGGUUAUUGCAGGCUUCAACAGCCAAUUACCGGGCACACAAAGAGUGGCAACCGCUUUGUUUGCAUCGUCUCCCACGGUGGAAGAUGUUGUGUUGACUAAAGCAUUCCAAGUUGGAACCAAAGAAGUGGAGAAAAUCAAGUCUAGACUUGCUCCUAAAGUGUAAAUUUGAAAAAAGGGUCUAUAUGGGUUUCAAGUUUUAAUUUUUUUUAUGUUUUUCUAAUAAUCGUUUGUGGUACAAACAUAUAUGUUAUGGUCAAUGUGGUUUAAGGCUCUGCCAUUUUUGUGAUUUGCUAAUAAGAUUAAAAGUAAUACGUGAGUUUUUGGCA